Messenger RNA from Penicillium longicatenatum, 3297 nucleotides. RefSeq lists its product as uncharacterized. Gene Ontology annotation, molecular function: protein binding. Gene Ontology annotation, cellular component: cytoplasm. The record is from RefSeq and is a predicted model, not a curated record. Lineage: Eukaryota; Fungi; Ascomycota; Eurotiomycetes; Eurotiales; Aspergillaceae. The coding region runs from base 1 to 3297 and encodes 1098 amino acids. Gene Ontology annotation, biological process: autophagy; response to starvation. The transcript is spliced from 2 exons.
AUGCCCCCGGCCGCACCUGACGAUCUGAUCCGACAGCAGAGCCAGUCGCUAGAAGACGAGACAUCCUUCGGUCCUGGUCAGAUCCGCAUCAUUCCAGAGCAUGAGUCAAGUGGUAGCAAAGGCAAAAAGAAGAAAAAUAGCAAAAAGGCCAAGGCCGCGGCCAAGGCUUUGACGGAGACAGAGACUCCUCCAGACGACGUGGUUCAGCCCUCGGAGCCUCCACCGGCAGAGCCAUCUUCCUGUCCAGAUCCCCUUCUGGAUCACCAUGUCCCACCCACCGUGACAUCGCCCGUCCUCGACGUGCUCGGGUCAAUGAGAGACAACGUCGACACUGAUCUUAACAGCCGCACUGACACAUGGGCUCAAUCUGUACCUUUUGGAAAAAGUCCUCCAACGGAUCUGAUGGAUGGCGAGGUUCCUCAAGAAUCCACUCUCAACUUUCCCACUAUCCAAGAACGAGGUGGCUUUAGCCAACCUUCUUCGGCAUCUCCCCCAACGCGGCUUCGACCAUUCAGCUACAGUAGUGGGUACCGAACCAAUAUGCAGUCCCGGCAGCAGUCUGUGGAUCGACGCAAGAGUCACUCCUAUGGAAGUCCAAUGAGUAAUCUUCCGCCCCCACCUCACCUGCCUCAAGCCCAUUUCUACGGCGCACCAGAAAUCGAUAUUCCUUCCCACGCCCGUCCGGUGGUGGAUGGCGCUUACUCGUUCUGUGGAUUUGAUACUCUUCCAAAUCUGUCAAAGGCAUCACGCGGUGUCUUGAAUGUUCUGGUGGUAGGAAUAGACAGUGGAGUGGAAGUCCAGGUGAUUGAAGACCAUCGGACACGGCUCAUCGGGCAGAUCACUGGCCUCAAUGGUCGGGUUCUCGAAGCAAAGAUUGUGCCGAGUCACGCCUCCACGGAGUCACCUGCAUCUACUCAGGCUCACGUGGUCAUCAUUGUUCACGGACCGUUAGCACCGAAUGACGAAGACGGUCGUGUUUCCUCUGCGGGCUCUGAGAUCAAUGAAGCGCCUCCGUCCAUGACACGUGGUCCUUCGAGUGACAGACGUCGUCCUCGAGAUGAUAUAUCGUUCUAUCAAACGCGAGUCGAGGUUUAUUCUCUCCGAUCUGGAGAUCAUGUUGCAACGCUAUUUGCCAGUAACCCUAUACCGUCUUUGGAGAACAUUCCCGGUCUUCCUUCCUUGGCACCCUCGCCUAUGGGUAGUUUGAAGCUCAUGACUAGUGGAAACCAUGUUAUUGUAGCUUCUGGUAUCAGUGGAGAAGUUUAUGUGUACAGGCAAACCUCUUUGGGGUCCUAUCAGUGCUUGGGGAAAACCUGGACAAAUAUACAGACCGGGGAAAAUCGGCGAUACUCCACCUCUUCUAGCUCAACAGACCCGGAUGGCUCUCACAAUGACCUGCCCCGCACGUCGUUGUCUGAGCGUCCUAUCCUAGCAUUGCAGGGGAGAUGGUUAGCAAUUGUUCCUCCAUCUUCCUCGUACAGGGGAUCUAUUCAAGGAAUAGUCCCUACAAAUUUGACACAUGAACGAGCUCAAGGACUUGAGACUCGCAGCCCUCCUACUAUGCCCUCCGUGAAUUGUGCAACGGAUGUUGGCGAAGGCGAGAGCUUUCUCGACAAGGUUGCCAGAGGUGUCACGCAAGAGCUUGUCAAAGGUGCUCGUUGGAUGGGAGAUCAAGGAAUGCAAGCAUGGAAUACUUACUGGAAUAACCAGAAUUCGGCUGGGACGCUCGCUCAACGCCCAGGUCGAGGCACAGAUUCCCCUGCCUCGGGAUAUGGAGUUUUCCCGCCAACGCAUGCCCAGGAUACGCAAUCUACCGCCUCUCCUGCCCCCGAAGUGGUUUCUAUUAUUGAUUUGCAGCGCUUUGAUGAUGGCAUGGACCUGAAGACGGCUUCCCUACACCCUGUGGCAACCUUUCAGGCGCCUAAUGGCUGCAGCUUUCUCUCCCUAUCGCCUAAUGGACUGAUGCUUUUCACCGCUAGUAAGAAAGGCGACGUCCAAUACGUCUGGGAUCUAAUGCAGCUUAAGAAUUGCCGAGCAAUGGCGUUCAUGGCUGAUGAUCUAACUGAUCAAAGCCCGAAUGUGCGUCAGGUAGCACGAUACGCUCGGUUGACCACAUCAAGCAUUGUGGAUGUGAUAUGGACCGCACCAGUGGGCGAUCGAUUAGCCAUCAUUACGCGUAAAGGGACUGUCCAUGUGUUUGACCUCCCCCGGAGUGCGUUUCAAUGGCCUCCUUUCCGCCGAGUUCGCCCCGUACCCAAAAAGUCUCCGACCAUUGACCCAACGAGUGAGGAGAUGUCAGGACAAGCGACCGGUGGGAAUCCGUUGUCAGCAGCCAUGAAGUUGGUCGGAGGGAAGACUCAACCCUUCUUCUCCGCUGUUCGAGGGCGUGUUCCUUCAACUAGCGGCACUGCAUUCCCGAACAUUAGCGGAUUCGCUCUGCCAACCGCAGCUGGCAUCAAGGACGGAAAGGUCGUUGCAGCCGGGCUCAGCAAAUCUAUGGGAGCUGCGGCCACUGGUACUGUUCACACCCUUCGACAUGUGGGGGAAAAUCGACUUCACCUGACGGGACUCGCACGAGACCCAGCCCCGUCCCGUGUGAUUUGGAUCAGUAAUAAAGGCCAGAUCUAUUUGGGCUUGGUGGAUGAUGGCAAUUUCAAGUUAUACCGCCUCAAGCGAGGUCCGACUAGCCACAAAAACCGUCAAUUUCAUUCUGUGAUCGGCGGUAAAGAGAGACAAUACAAGCUACCUGCUAGUCUGCAAUCCCCCUGUGGACCUGCGCCUCUCAAAGCAUACGAUCCGGAAUUAGCUGUCAAGGCAACGCUUCUUUUGCCAUCUGCUAGCGCUCACCCCUCUAGCUCGAAUGGGCCCUUCUGUCAGCCCCUCUCUCAGGCGGAGAUAGAGACGAACACGCCAUACCAACCUUUCCAUACCGAUCAGCGGGUUGGCUUACAUGUUUAUUCUACCCGUGGCACUGAGGCAGAUCCAACCAUGGCUGACUCUGGUAAACAAUGGGUCUUUGGGGGCGAAAUCCCGACUACUAAAGUACAUGUGAGAUCGUACAGCAAUAGUGCCAGUGACAAUGCAGACGAUGAAGAUGACUCUGCUGUCCAUGGACAUUCAUUUGGCGCUGGUGGUGAUAUAGAGAAUCUCAUCAGUCUGACCAAUAGUACCGGUCACGUUGAGGAGGUCGUUAUUACCACUCGACGAAAGAAGAAAACAUCAGCGCCCCUGAAAGCCGACGAUGGCUUCUUUGAAGAUGAUUGUGAGGUUCUGGACUUUGCUCGAGACCGAGUCUGA